CGGUGGGAUGUUUGGAUGGCCCAAUUAGGCCUACCGCUUCAUCGUCUCGCAGCCUCAGCAAAUUCCACUGUUCGUUCAAACGCAAGCCUGAAGCGCAAGCUCCGCCACACCACUCACCUGGAACAGCAACCAUGGCUACUUGUUUUCGCGCACUACCAAUAAACUAUUCAAUACCAUAUUCAACUACUAAUUUUCAAUCGCUCAACAGAAGAAAUCUCAGAAUUAAUUCCUCUUCAAUUGGUGCAAGAAAUUCAGCUAAGGUCCCUAUGCCCCCUAUAAACCCUAAAGAUCCUUUUCUCUCUAAGCUCGCUUCCCUGGCUGCCAAUUCACCAGAAAAGCUUCUUGAGCGACCUGUGAGUUCCGAUACGCCGCCGUAUCUUGACCUCUUCGACUCUCCCCAGCUCAUGGCCAGCCCUGCUCAAGUUGAACGAUCAGUGUCGUACAAUGAGCACCGGCCAAGGAAGCCACCGCCGGACUUGCCUUCAUUGCUUCUCCACGGGAGAAUAGUUUAUAUCGGCAUGCCUCUGGUGCCUGCUGUCACAGAGCUUGUUGUUGCAGAAUUGAUGUACUUGCAAUGGGUGGAUCCCAAAGAACCGAUAUAUUUGUACAUAAAUUCCACAGGAACGACACGUGAUGAUGGUGAAACAGUUGGAAUGGAAACAGAGGGCUUUGCUAUUUAUGAUUCAAUAAUGCAGUUAAAAAAUGAGAUACAUACAGUUGCUGUUGGAGCUGCUAUUGGCCAUGCUUGUCUACUACUUGCAGCAGGAACAAAAGGCAAACGGUUUAUGAUGCCACAUGCAAAAGCCAUGAUCCAGCAGCCUAAAGUCCCUUCUUCUGGACUGAUGCCUGCAAGUGAUGUUCUCAUCCGUGCAAAAGAGGCAAUAACUAACAGAGAUACCCUUAUUGAACUUCUGGCCAAGCAUACUGAAAAUUCUGUAGAGACUGUAGCUGAUGUAAUGAAAAGACCAUUCUACAUGGAUUCUAGAAGAGCUAAAGAAUUUGGGGUAAUUGACAAGAUUCUUUGGCGUGGUCAGGAAAAGAUAAUGGCAGAUGUUAUCUCUCCAGAAGAAUGGGACAAGGUAGCCGGCCUUAAAAUUGCAGAUCCAUUCUAGUGGUGCUUUAGAAAUGGUUUGUAAUUCUAGUUGUGGUGCAGCUCCAUGGGAAUAGGACAGGGUGCCUGGGAGUAAAUUUGCCGAGUCACUAGUAUUUGUUCCUUUGCUUCUGAUAGCUUAAUAUUUUUGUGGGGAUAUGCUUUUUAGAGUCGAUUGUAAUUGCUGAUGCCCACAAAGUUGUCUUUGAUAAAGUUUGACGCCCUGUGUGACUUCAAAGAUCUGAGUCUAAAACGAUAUAUUUGAAAGCCUUGUAGUAGGAACAAUGAAAAUACCUUAUCUUUUGUUAUUAAAGAUGUUCGAGUCCGUACAA
This is a messenger RNA of Manihot esculenta (cassava), 1422 nucleotides long. RefSeq names its product ATP-dependent Clp protease proteolytic subunit-related protein 3, chloroplastic. The transcript is spliced from 9 exons. NCBI's taxonomy places the organism in Eukaryota, Viridiplantae, Streptophyta, Magnoliopsida, Malpighiales, Euphorbiaceae. Gene Ontology annotation, molecular function: ATP-dependent peptidase activity; serine-type endopeptidase activity; ATPase binding. The coding region runs from base 132 to 1112 and encodes 326 amino acids. Gene Ontology annotation, biological process: protein quality control for misfolded or incompletely synthesized proteins. The record is from RefSeq and is a predicted model, not a curated record. Gene Ontology annotation, cellular component: endopeptidase Clp complex.